AUGACGACUCUCAACGUCAAGACGGGGCCUAUGCUCCGAUAUGACACCGUCGAUCUCAACCAGUACAUCUACCAUGCUUUUGCCAUGAUCGUCACCGAGGAUGCUACCAGUGACUACUCGAUCACACCUAACAUGCAGCUCAGGUGGCAGAAAGCUACGGCCCUCUCGGCAGCCACCGCAGAUGGCUCCACCACUGUCUCGGAGGACAACUCGAGCAAGCAGUCUCAAGCCAUCAAGCUCUACCAGUACCACGGCGCUCAGGGCUCUUUCACUUUCUGGCGUUUCAAGAUCGAGAUUCCUUUGGCUGAUCACGAGCUCGCUGUGCACUACUCGAUCGAUGGCGAAGCGCAUCCCACCUCUCAGUCCGAGGCUAUCAAGGGUAUGACUGGACACACCUUCUUCCUUCCCGCCAAGUCGCAGAACUUCCGAUGGGCUGGUCACAGUUGCAACGGCUUCAGUGCCAGCGUCGACGAGUCCGAUUUCAACGGCCCCAACCCUCUCUGGGACGACCUGCUCAAGGCGCACGCCUCCAAGCCAUACCAUGCCCUCAUUGGCGGCGGUGAUCAGAUCUACUGUGACAAGCUCGUCCGUGAGCCCGAGAUGCAAGACUGGAACAACCAAACCGACUCUAAGAAGCGUAUGGCUCACCCUUUGACCGACGAAAUCCGCAAUUGCAUCGACCGAUACAUGUUCAACCACUACUGCGAAUGGUUCGGCGGUGGCUCUUUCGCCAAAACCAUCGCACAGGUCCCCAUGAUUAACAUGCUUGACGACCACGACUUGAUCGACGGUUUCGGCACUUAUCCUGACGAGCUCAUGCGUGCACCUGUUUUCAACCACGUUGGCAGCCGAGGAUACUUCUUCUUCCUCCUCUUCCAGCUUUUCAUUAACGACGAGAUUGAUGGUGUCAGCGAGACCUCGCAUCCUAACAGGAGUAUGAUUAUUGGUGGUAAUGGAGAGUACAUUCCUUUCCGCAACCAUAGUUUGUUGGCUUACCUUGGGCCCAAGCAGUGGAUCUUGCUUGCUGAUUGCCGAUCCGAGCGCAAGAUCGAUCAGAUUUGCAGUAAGCCCACCUACCAACGUCUCUUUGAUGCCGUUCGCAACUUGCCGCCUGGUGUCGAGCACCUUAUCAUCCUGCUUGGUGUUCCUCUGGCUUACCCACGCAUGGUCUUCUUGGAGCGCGCACUUUCGAGCUCCAUAAACCCAUUUGUUAUGCUUGCUAAAGGUCUCUCCCCCGGCUUCACCAACAACUUCAACGGCCAAGUCGAACUUCUUGAUGACUUGGGUGACCACUGGUGUGCAGGUCCACACAAGCAUGAGCGCAACUGGCUUGUCGAGCGAGUUCAAGAGAUUUCACUCGAGAAACAUCUGCGAGUCUCAUACAUCAGUGGAGAUGUGCACGCUGCCGGUGUCGGUGUUUUCUUCGGUUACCAUCAGCACGAUCCCAGUUUGGACCCCAAGUAUUCGCUCGCUGUGAUCACUUCGGCGAUUGUCAACACUCCUCCUCCACCUGCGGUCAUUUCGAUGCUCAAUAAGUUGGCUAGUAAGAAGCAUCGUUCGUUGUUCUACUGUGGUACUAAGGAAACGAUGGUUCCGCUAUUUGAGACGGAUUUGGAGGGGAAGGCGCAGAAAGACAAGUACAUUAUCGGAGCACGCAACUGGUGUUCAGUCGAGUACCACCAGGAAACGGCAGAGCUCGAGUUCGAUAUUCGCGUUGAGAAGGUCAGGGGUGGUGGUGAGACAAAGUCGUAUGCUGUCAAGGCUCCAGCUCCCCGUUGGGACAUUGCUAAACAGCACCACCAUCUUUUGCACUCGAAGAAUUUCGAUAAGGAGAUCAGCAUGCUCACGGGUCAACCCAUUGCCAACUAA
This is a messenger RNA of Ustilago hordei, 1869 nucleotides long. RefSeq lists its product as uncharacterized. The record is from RefSeq and is a predicted model, not a curated record. Lineage: Eukaryota; Fungi; Basidiomycota; Ustilaginomycetes; Ustilaginales; Ustilaginaceae. Gene Ontology annotation, cellular component: membrane. The transcript has 2 exons. The coding region runs from base 1 to 1869 and encodes 622 amino acids.